Fusarium sp. VM40 is the source of this 906-nucleotide messenger RNA. Lineage: Eukaryota; Fungi; Ascomycota; Sordariomycetes; Hypocreales; Nectriaceae. The record is from the annotation of a GenBank genome assembly.
AUGCAGAUAAAUGCCGACAUAGAGCGCCAACAGUUCUACGAUUUGGCCGCUCCUCCCAAACGAUUAGGACGUGGUAGACAUGCCAUCGUUUUCGAAUGCCAUGAUCCACGCGAGCGUGUUUUCGCGAUGAAGUUGUACAAACAAGACAGUCGGAACAGAAUCAACCGCGAAAUAGAGGUCUUGCGACACCUGAGAUCAAAUCCAAAUAUUGUCCAAUUGAUCGACAUUGUUCAAGGCGACGAGGGAGCCAAUGUCGGAGUGAUUCUCGAACAUGUGGACGAUACUGAUUUCAGAACCUUAUAUCCCCAAUUAAGCGACAUGGACAUCCUCCACUACACGCGUGAGCUGCUCCAAGCAUUAGAAUUUGCUCAUGGCCAAGGCAUCAUGCAUCGCGAUAUAAGACCGCACAAUGUGGUUAUUGACCAUCGAAAUCGAAAGCUUCGACUCAUAGGAUGGAGUUCAGCCGAGUUCUACCAGCCAGGAGGGGAGUUUGGGCUUUGCGUUGGUCUCUUUAAGCCUCCUGAAUUGCUCCUCUGUUACGAGCGCUACGACCACAGCAUGGACAUGUGGGGUUUCGGUACCAUGCUUGCGGCUAUGAUCUUCAGGAAAGAGCCAUUCUUCCACGGUAGUAGCUGUAUCGAUCAACUACUAUCAGCGGCUCGGGUCUUGGGAACAGAGAGCUUGUAUCGUUUCGUGGAAGACUACGGGAUUCAGAUGGAGCCAGAGGACGUCGAAACUCUUGGCCAUCAUCCCAGACAGCCUUGGAGGGAAUUGAAAACCCCAGAUAAUCAACAUCUGGCAACAAAUGAAGCAAUAGAUCUCGUUGAUCGGCUUCUACAAUUUGACCCAAGGCGUCGUCUGACUGCGUCUGAAGCCCUCGCACAUGCUUACUACGAAGUCCGGUGA